CAAAAGCCCCCCCUCAAAAUGGGCAAGUGGUUCAAAAGCCCCCCCACUAAAAAAAUAAAUACAUAUAUAUAUAUUUUUAUAACAUUUUUUUUAAAUAUUAUGAUGAAAUUUAAUAUAACCAUUAAUAUAUAUAUAUGUUUUUUUCAAUGGUCACUUUUUUUAGUUUACAAAACUGUUCAAUACCGUUAAUUAAUGUAUAACAUGUACAGUACUUUUUUACUUUUAAAUUUUCAAGCAAUUUUCUUCGAAGCAAUAAAAAAUAUAUUUGUUUUAUUGUCAUUUUUUAGGCGAUUGGUUUACUCAAUUUGGCAAUAUUUUAUCAUUAAUUACGAUUGACAUUUUAGCUAAUAAAUAUUCAUGAGGUAUCAAUUAUUUCAAUAAUCAGUGAUGAAUGUGUUAACUAAGCUUUGAAUAAUUGCUGUUUUAUGAUUUUAUGUUGUUAGCUGUGUCAGAUAAUGAUAUUGAUUGUUUCUUUGAUCUGCUAUUGAUGUACCAAUUAUUUAAUUACAAACAUGGCCAUGCUAACCUGCUAAUUAUAAUUAAAGAAUUAACUACAAUUUAUUAAAGUUACAUCUUUGAAUUCUGUGUAACAUCAAACGAGCAACAUCAAAUAAAUGGUUUUCACAAGUAAGCAAACUGAAAAUUUCUUUAUAUUUUCCUGUGUAUAAAAUGGCUUUAGAAUUCUGUAUCAUCAUUCACUUUCCAACUUUUCAAUCGUGUUCUCAUGUGUGUUUGUUAUCAUGGAAUUAAUUAAGAAUAACAGUGGUGGACUGAAAUUGUGUUUAAAUGGAUAUAUGUAUACGAAGAAGAACACCAAGAAGACAUCCAUACGCUGGGAAUGUUCUCAGAAACGUGGACUUGACUGUCUCGGAGCUGUCAAUACUGACAUAGAGGUACAAACAGUUCUAUCCUCAAAAGACCACAACCAUGAGGCUGACUUUGACAAGAUUGAGGCGACCAAAGCUGUCAAUGUGAUGAAAAACGGGGCUAACAUCAGCCGAGGACGCCCUCAACAACUUGUAGUUGACGUGCUACAACCACUACCUGUGGAAGUCCGGGCAGCAGCUGGGACAACAAAUGCAGUGAAACACAGCUGUGACGUGUGUCUACGCUCUUCUGCCUGGAAAAUCCCAAGAAAUCUAUGA
This is a messenger RNA of Mya arenaria, 1145 nucleotides long. RefSeq lists its product as uncharacterized. The transcript has 2 exons. NCBI's taxonomy places the organism in Eukaryota, Metazoa, Mollusca, Bivalvia, Myida, Myidae. The record is from RefSeq and is a predicted model, not a curated record. Bases 741 to 1145 code for a protein of 134 amino acids.